Messenger RNA from Thunnus maccoyii (southern bluefin tuna), 996 nucleotides. RefSeq names its product olfactory receptor 10A6-like. NCBI's taxonomy places the organism in Eukaryota, Metazoa, Chordata, Actinopteri, Scombriformes, Scombridae. The record is from RefSeq and is a predicted model, not a curated record. Gene Ontology annotation, cellular component: membrane. Gene Ontology annotation, molecular function: G protein-coupled receptor activity; olfactory receptor activity. Bases 28 to 996 code for a protein of 322 amino acids. The transcript has a single exon. Gene Ontology annotation, biological process: G protein-coupled receptor signaling pathway.
GCACUUGUUUUGUCACUUUAAACAAGAAUGAUGUUAAAUUCAACUUCAUCAACUUUAUCUUAUUUUAUCCUCGGAGCUUAUUUAAACAUUGGAAAUUUGAGAUCUUUUUAUUUCAUGAUAACUGCGAUGUUAUACCUUGUUAUUAUUGUUAUGAAUAUGUCCCUCAUUGUGAUUAUCUGUAUGAACAGAAGCUUACAUGAACCUAUGUACCUUUUUCUGUGCAGCCUGUUUGUAAAUGAACUGUAUGGUAGUACAGGGUUGUUUCCAUUCCUUCUGGUUCAGAUCCUCUCUGACAUUCACACUGUUUCUGCUUCUUUUUGCUUCCUGCAGAUUUUCUGUAUUUACACAUAUGCAAACACAGAAUUUUGUAACUUAGCCAUCAUGUCUUAUGACAGAUACCUCGCUAUCUGUUUUCCUCUGCAAUAUAACACACGGAUGACAUGUAACCAUGUUCCUAUCUUUAUUAUUCUAAUAUGGUUGUAUUCUUUUGUGAAAUUUCUAAUCACUUUAUCCUUAAACAUCAAUUUGCUGCUUUGUGGAAACAUCAUAAACAGUUUGUAUUGUCACAACUACCUAGUUGUUAAACUGGCAUGUUCUGACACCAAAGUGAAUAACAUUUAUGGGCUCUUUGGUGUUGUUCUCUCCAUCUUAGUCCCUCUGCUUCCAAUCAUUUACUCUUACAUGAAAAUCCUCAAUGUGUGUUUUUCUGGUUCUAAACAGAUGAGACAGAAAGCCGUCAGAACCUGCACACCUCACCUUGUGUCUCUGUUGAAUUUUUCUUUUGGCUGCAGCUUUGAAAUCCUGCAGAGUAGGUUUGAUAUGAGCAGUGUGCCCAGUGUGCUUAAAAUCAUUCUGUCGCUGUAUUUUCUGAUCAUACAACCACUUCUGAAUCCUAUUAUGUAUGGACUGCAAAUGUCAAAAAUACGAAAAAUGUAUCAACAUCUGUUCUGUUAUAAAAUGUUGUCAGGUCAGACAGAUCCUGUGCAGGUUCAAUGA